AUGUGGGAUGCGAAGUUGAUGGCUAAAAACUUCGUUACGUGGACAUUGUCGGUGUGGUUUCGGUUAAGUCCAAAUUGGUGGGAUGCUCAACAAAACAUGCAAGUUUUGGGUGCUUCCACAUCAGUUUCUAAUUCAGAUGCUAUUCCACAGUUAAUCCCGUCGAUAAUUUUUUAUUUCUUCCUCUUGUUCUCGUUUUCGUUGACUUCUUUGGCACCAGAGGCACAAACACGAAGGGAGAAAAUGAUAAACCAUCCUGCCAUGGCAAAUAUGAACGCCUCUCUCACUAAUCAAGGAGGGCGCUCCAAAUAG
Dovyalis caffra is the source of this 309-nucleotide messenger RNA. The record is from the annotation of a GenBank genome assembly. Lineage: Eukaryota; Viridiplantae; Streptophyta; Magnoliopsida; Malpighiales; Salicaceae.